AUGCUGUGUGUGCUGUCAGAUAGCGAGUUCGCCGACAAAUACGAGCAUGUACUUAUGGCAGCAUCGAGCGGGUCCUUGGCAGGCUCCAUGUGGGGGACAGACGACUCUGCCAGUCGAGAAGUGGAGCGGGUAGCGCUGGAAGAAACACUGGACCAGCGACGCUCGUGGUUUCUUAUCGGAGCAGCAGCUUUACUAUCGGCAUUCACUGUCAUGCUUUUCGUCAAUGGGCUUUGCUUAAGCUUACGACGAAGUGUUCGUGGAGCCUCGAAAGGAAAAGGCAGCAAAUCCACUCUGAUGAAGGCAGCAAGCGGUAGAACGAACAAUUUUUGGCACGAAAACACCGGUAACGUGAUGGAGCCAGACGACGAGGUCCGCCACUUGCUGACAUCAGAUCCACCGCAACCUGAGCCUGAGUUUGAUGCUGAAGCUGGAGAUUUGGCCGCAAAGAAGUCGAACUCGACCGACCCUAUCGUCUAUCUCCAACAAGAGCUUUUACACAGUGAAAUCGCUUUUUCGCUCAUCACACGUCGAAAACUCCUAUCAACAAUACCUGAAGCAAGAGAUGAAAGCUCUCCUGCGUUCAUUUACUUCAAAGCUGCUUUCCAAGGCAAGACGGUUGUGCUGAAAACUCUCAGCAUCACUGGAUAUCGCGAGAGCAAAAAUCAGCUGGCGGGGUUAUGGAGGUUUGUUGAGGAGAUUCGCUUGAGCUCCACGUUGUCGCACCCCCAGCUUGUUGCUUUCAGUGGAUUCGUCAAGAUGACUCGAGUCACUGAGAGUCGUGGCGACGAGGGUGUCGCUCUCGUCAUGGAGUAUAUGGACAAGGGAGACCUCAAUAUGUUCAUCCAAGAACACAAACGAUCUCUGCAGAGGAAGAAUGGGUUGGUUAGCGAAGACAAAAGUGACGACGAUUUCGACAUUCGGUCAGACGAUGAAAUUGGCCCCACUUUUGAACGCCAUGACGCUGGUAAGUGGAAUUGGCGAGGCUCGUCCGUCUACAAGAACAAACUUUCCAUUGCGAUCGAAGUGACGCAAGCAGUUCACUACUUGCAUUCGUUUCCACAACCUUUAUUCCACGGGAACCUCAGCUCCAGAAAAGUUUUCUUGGACACGUGUUGCAGUGCGUUGAGACGUUGGUCUUCCUCCCACAAGAGCGACAUCAGCUCUCUUCCUUCGACGGCAACGAGAUCUUCUGGACGUAGCAACUGCAGUUCCCAAACUGCAGGAGAGGAAAUCCACAUGGACAUGACAGUCUGGACAGCACCGGAAGUCCUGGACGGCCGGCAAUACACACAAAAAGCAGACAUCUACUCGUUUGGCGUGCUACUCUCACAGUUGGCCACGUACGAGUGCACCUCAGCUGAGCAUUUCGUCAUGGACGACACUGAAGCUCCGAUGCUGAACAACACAGACAAGGAAACAUCAGCAGACGGAGAGGCGCCGACUCCAAUUCGGCUGCUCACAUUCAGGUGUCAGGCGUUCCAACCGGAGAUCCGACCCACAGCGGACGAAUUGAUCCAAGAACUGUGUCGUAUUGAACAAGAACUCAAGGGAUAA
This is a messenger RNA of Phytophthora infestans T30-4, 1554 nucleotides long. RefSeq names its product protein kinase. The record is from RefSeq and is a predicted model, not a curated record. Gene Ontology annotation, biological process: protein phosphorylation. The coding region runs from base 1 to 1554 and encodes 517 amino acids. Lineage: Eukaryota; Oomycota; Peronosporomycetes; Peronosporales; Peronosporaceae. The transcript has a single exon. Gene Ontology annotation, molecular function: protein kinase activity; ATP binding.